This is a messenger RNA of Alternaria atra, 3465 nucleotides long. RefSeq lists its product as uncharacterized. Bases 1 to 3465 code for a protein of 1154 amino acids. Gene Ontology annotation, molecular function: protein binding; GTPase activator activity. Lineage: Eukaryota; Fungi; Ascomycota; Dothideomycetes; Pleosporales; Pleosporaceae. Gene Ontology annotation, biological process: intra-Golgi vesicle-mediated transport. The record is from RefSeq and is a predicted model, not a curated record. The transcript has 5 exons. Gene Ontology annotation, cellular component: endosome; trans-Golgi network; cytoplasm.
AUGGGUGCAGUCAACAGCAAGGCGGGCGAUGCAGGCGCCCUCUACCUGCGCGACCAGACUCGCUUUUCGGUGGCCUCGCUCAACAUCACCAACGCCCGCAACCGCACGCUUCUCAACAUCUCGCCCAACGCCUUCCCCGCGACCCGCUAUGCUGCCAGGCGCGAGUUCGGUGACGACAGCGUCAUCGAGUACAUCCAGGACCCCGAGGCAGUGCCGCACGCCGACGGCCCUCCCGCCUUCCUCAUACGCCUGCCCAACGACGAGGAGCUGACCUUCAACUUCACCUUCAUACUGCGCCAGCACCUCGCAGUCCCCACCAUUUACAGCGCCAACACGGCUUCCCAAGUCGCCCCCACCGGCCUGGUCGACACCAACAUCAACGGCCUGACCUUUGUCUUUGCCUCGAGCUCAAAGGACCUGGACAACCUGGUCACGCGCGAGUUCCACGCCAAUCCCAACCUCCACAAGAACCCCCAGGUAGAGCUAGUCGGCGAUUACUCCACCGGCGGUCACUCGUCGGUCCAGUUCCAGUGGUCGUGGAAAUGGACGCCGCCCCGCACCCCCGAGUCGCGCGGCGGGGGCUGGCGCACAAGUUGCAGUUUUGUCGAGUAUGACCAGCGCGCACACAGGCUCGAGACGCUGGCGAGCUUCACAUUCUGGGUCCAGAACACGGCGCGCCAGCUGCAAAGCCCGAAAUCUCCCUCACCACGCCUAGAACUCGGCGUCCCUCCCCGACUGCGCGUGCCGUCUGCACAGUCGAUAGAGUCACGAGUGAGCGACUCAGCGGGCGAAGACCGUGAGUGGGACAACAUACCACCGAGAUCACCAAUCUGCGAACCCAUUCCAGAGCAUAGCCUAGGCCUCAUACCAAGCCAGACAACCACUCUGUCGAGCGGGAGUGCGCAGGUGAAGCUCGACGUGUCGCGCCCGGGCGAGGAUCUCAGUCAGACCGACGAUGGGCCGCUCUUCCGCGCCACGAUGAAGUCACUCGAGCAGAAGACGGGCAACAUGCGUACAAGGUGGAAGAAAGUCCUCAAACGCGCCGAAUCUGCCAUGGAAGCCCAGGCGGCAUGCAACAAUGCCAUGGCUGACCUCAUGGAUGCGCUCAGAGAGGCCUCGUCGUCCAACGCAAACGCAGUGCAGCCGGCCAUUGAUCACUACUUUGACAAGAUUGCCAAGGAGAUCCUUGGAUACGAAAAGUCGAAUACCACCAACAUCCAAAAACUCAUUAUUGAUCCCAUAUACAAGCUUUACAAUAUCGACAUCAAGCAGGCCGAGACAAAGCGCAAAGACUUUGAGGAGGAGAGCAAAGAUUAUUACCAGUACCUGGGAAGAUACCUUGGGCAAAGACAAGAUUCACUGAAAGAGAAGAAACGCGCCGAGACGGAUUCCAAAUACCAAGCAAAGAGGCGCAACUUUGAGCUGAAGCGAUUCGACUACUCAUCCUUUAUGCAGGACUUGCAUGGAGGCCGGAAGGAUCAAGAGGUCCUUUCCCACCUUACGCGAUAUGCCGACGCCCAGGCUAAGCGCUACCUAGAGACUGCAAAGAAGAUCGAGACCAUGUUGCCACAUCUAGAGGCUCUUAGUUGCGAAGUGAAGGAGGCAGACAAGGAGUUUCAGAUUCAGAGGACCGAAAGAGAAGAGAAGAGGCGAGCGCUGGAGACGAUCAAGAAGACUUUGGACGACGUGCCUGCGCCUUCGCUCACAUCUCCUGCAGCAUCAUCGGGUAGUGUGCCUCGGACAACGUCGAGGUCAGACCCAGAGCCACCUCCUGGCCGCAAGGGUAGCCUUGUGCCCAUGUUCCAAAGCACAGUAAUGCCUCCCCAAACUAUCUCAUCUACAAGCAUUCCCUCCUCAAUAGCACUACCGCAAAGUCCCGAGGCCACCAAAUCGAGUCUGGCAAUGGUGGCGCCGCAGCCGGACAAGUUCAAAGGCAUCAGAGAUCUCGAAGAGAAGGACCCUGCUGCAAUGGCUGAAGCUGGUUCAGGUGCGCAUCGCAAAGAAGGUCUUUUGUGGGCACUGAGCAGGCCUGGAAGCCAUGUGGAUCCCAAGGGCUUGAACAAGCAAGCCUGGCACAAGUUCUGGAUCGUCCUUGAUCAGGGUAGACUUUCAGAGUACACCAACUGGAAGCAAAGUCUGGAGCUCCACAUGGAACCAAUCGACCUUCGCAUGGCUUCGGUAAGAGAAGCACGCAAUGCGGACCGCCGAUUUUGCUUCGAAGUCAUCACCCCACAAUAUACUCGAGUGUAUCAGGCGACCAACGAAGAAGACAUGAAGUCAUGGAUCAGUGCAGUCAACAAUGCUUUGCAGACAGCCGUCGAGACGGCAGGAAAAUCUGACCGGCCAUCCACUGAUUCACUGCCCGGACAAACGCAUCGUGAUAUUGCAUCAGUGCUUACCGGAAAGAGUCCAUCAAUGUCAAGCCAUCGCAACACAUACGGCUCCAAGGCACCCGCGCGACAUGCUACAGUAGGCGAUCGGCCUGGCGGUUACCGGCGGGAGGAGACGUUCGGCGACGAAGGCAAGCUGCUCAAGCAAGUCAGAGAUGCAGAUUCUAACAACAGGGUGUGCGCGGAUUGCGGUACUGAGAUCAAAGUCGACUGGGUUUCCAUCAAUCUCGGCAUCAUCAUUUGCAUUGAGUGCAGUGGCAUUCAUCGAUCACUAGGCACGCACAUCACCAAAGUGCGCUCUUUGACUUUAGAUGUUACAUCCUUCACCCCCGAUAUCAUCGAGAUACUGCUCAAGAUCGGCAACCGCAUCAGUAAUUCUAUAUGGGAAGCAAGGCUAGAUCCAGGGCUGAAGCCAGGGCCAAUGUCGACGAGAGAGCAGAGGUUGCACUUCAUCACGUCAAAGUACGCCGAUCGAGCAUUCGUGGCACCCAUAACACCGAACAUGUCGCACUACGCAAACCCAGAGGAGACGCUUUUAGCGUCGGUUAAGAAGAACGACAUUCAGAACGUACUCUACGCGCUGGCACUGAGAGCGAAUGCGAACGCACGCGAUCGAUCACGAGGCACGCAUGCAGUAUUUCUCGCGCUUGCAGCCGCCGACCCAGCGUCCCCUUCAGCCACAGCAUCACCUGCAAGCUCUCCAGGCUCAGGCGUCCGCCCAGGCACAGCACAGCCUACGCGCAAAGCCUUCCCCGUCGCAGAGCUGCUGCUGCAAAAUGGCGCAGAGUUGCCGAUGCUGCCGGCGCCCAUCCCACUUGGGCACUCGGCACGAAGCUAUCUUGACUUCAAGACAGAGCAGCGUGCUGGCAAACGUCCAGCACCCAUGGUGGGAAGUCAGCCCCCACCCAGCGCAGAGAAAUUGCCGUCGUUGCCGCCUAUCAUGGCAGGAAACGGCAGCUCUCCGUCGGAACGAGCGCGGGAACGGGACGCACGACUGCAAAAACGAGUUUCGGCGAGCGGAAGGUUGGUCAAAACCCCAAAUGUGGACUUGAGUGAAGGUAAGCGCGGCUCGUAG